CUCAAAUUUUGACAUGUUAUUAAGAAUUUGCUUGAUUGAGCAAAGUGAUUAAAAUAUAGAAAUUUAAUAAAAACGUUUAUAAUUUAAAUAAAAUGGAAGUAUUUGAGGAUAAAAAAAAUAAUGAAGAUUUGGAUGUGAUACGAGGGAAUUUGCGGGAAAAAUUUUUGAGGUUAUUAACUCAAUUGAAUGGAAAAGAAUGUCUUGUUAAUAUGUUCGAAAAUACAAAAGUUUCAUGUAUAACAAGAGCUUUUGAACCUAACUUGGAAAGAGUUUUAGUUGAAAAUUUAAAAACACCUUUACCCAAUACUUUAAAAUCUGCGAUUUUGCGAUGUAACGAUAUAAUUUCGAUGGAAUAUAAUUUAUAAUUUAAAUAAAUAAUAAAAUUAAUAUAAAAUUAA
This is a messenger RNA of Onthophagus taurus, 398 nucleotides long. The record is from RefSeq and is a predicted model, not a curated record. NCBI's taxonomy places the organism in Eukaryota, Metazoa, Arthropoda, Insecta, Coleoptera, Scarabaeidae.